AUGACAGGGAUAAUAGAGAUUAUGCGUAAACGGUUGAUGGAUAGCAUCAAGGCUGUACAACCUCCUGGAAAAUGGAAGAUCGUUAUUGUUGACUCGAAGAGCACGCGUAUAUUGAAUGCUGCUUGCAAGAUGUAUGAUAUCUUGGAAGAGAAUUCCUUAUGUGAUGAUUCUUCUUCAGUGGUGGAAAACAUCGAGAGACAACGACAGCCUUAUCCAACGUUAGAUGCAGUCUAUUUUCUGACACCGUGCCGGGAAUCAGUACUUCGACUAGUGGAUGACUUCACAGCUCAUAAAACGCCAAUGUAUAAAGCAGCCCAUAUCCAUUUCACGAGCGGUCUGGACGAUGAGCUAUUCAGUGAAUUGAACAGGAAAUUCAAGGCCGCUGGUGCUUCUGAAUACAUCCAAAGCUUGAAGGAAAUGUAUGUCGAUUUUAUGGUGAAAGAAUCGGCUGUAUUCACAGUAGAUCCUUCCGCAGGGUUCUUAUCUGUGUAUGGCACUGACCCACAUGCAAAUCCAGAGUUUGCGCUGAGUAUGAUGGCAAAACAGCUGUUGUCAGUAUGCGCUACGUUAGGUGAAGAUCCCAUUAUCCGAUACCAGGUUACACCAUCAUCCGAUAUUCCUGAAUCAUCUUCCGCUACGCAUAAGCUUGGCAGCAUGCUACAGGCUGAAUUAGACAAUUUUUGCCGACUCAAUCCCAAUUUCCCGCCAUCUCACAACCCUCCUCGCCCACGAGCAACAUUAUUGAUACUUGAUCGCACAAUCGACACAAACGCUCCUCUUCUUCAUGAAUUUACAUAUCAAGCUAUGAUAAACGAUCUUCUAUCCGUCGAGGAUACGGAAUACGGCACAGGCAUCAAAUACUCAUACAGCUUCAACCAAGUCGAUGGAUCUAUUGGAACAAAGGAAGUCAUUCUCGACGAAGAUGAUCCAGUUUACAUGUCUAUACGCCACUUGCACAUUGCCGAUUGCACAGAUCGAUUGAUCGAAGAAUUCAACAAAUUUUUGGAAGAGAACAAGACUGCCGUGCAGAAUGGUGAUCGAGAUGGACCUCCCAAGGAUUCAGCAAAAAGCUUGAAAGAUAUGAAAGAGAUGCUUGGAAAUCUGCCCCAAUUUCAAGAAAUGAAGGCGAAGUAUUCAGCACAUUUGAACAUUGCUCAAGAGUGCCUGUCCGUCUUUGAAAGACACAAGCUUAAUUCAGUGGGGAACCUUGAACAGAACAUUGCGACGGGCGAAACAUCGGAUGGAGAAACACCAAAAACAAUCGUGCUGGAUAUGGUUCCUUUAUUGGACGACUCUUACGUGAGUCUUGCUGAUAAAGCAAGGUUGUUGAUGCUGUAUAUCAUAUCCAAGGAAAAUGGUGUCUUUGAAGAUGACAAACGUAAGUUACUGGAGCAUGCCAAACUCAAAGGCGAGCUUCGAGAUGCCGUCAACAAUCUAUCACUAUUGGGCGUGCAAGUGACAAGAGAAAGACGUACGGCUGGUGAAAAGUCCUUUCGCAAAAAGAAAGAUCGAAAGCGAAACCAGCAUGAAGAGAUGCCAUAUGAACUCUCACGAUAUGUUCCAACCGUCAAGAAAGUCAUGGAGGCACAUUUAUCCAAUAAUUUGGACGCUUCCCAGUUUGCAUUUACCCGUCAAUCAGAUGUGGAUGUCGCGGAUCCUAGCCUAAAUGUUUCUGGUGCACCAGGAAUCCCGUCAAGUGGGGUUUCAUUACGAACCACCAAACCCACAUGGAGUAAGAAGCCAAAUAUUGCGAUGCAGGGUCAACAUCGACAAUCAUCCGGCGCUAAGCUGAUCGUAUUUGUGAUUGGGAAUGUUACUUACUCUGAGAUAAGGUCGGCUUACGAAGUAGCUGAGGCGUACAAUCGUGAUAUAUAUAUUGGUACAACGGAUGUGAUACGUCCUGUAAGAUUUGUGGAAGAAACAGGUCGUUUGCGACUACCAGCAGAGCCUAUCAAAUCCAUCAUCACACCCUACACACCACCAUCACCACCAGCAACCAAGUCAUCUGCGAUACUUCAACACAUGCCGCACCUAAACGCUUCCAGCUCACAUUUGAGCCUGAAUAGUCUCAGUAUUCGUAGUGGAGGAUCAGGAUCACCAGUGGAAAGGUCAUCUGAGGAGAAAGCCGAAAAGAAAAAGAAAAAAGGGUUGAAGAAACUUUUUGGAUAA
Lichtheimia ornata is the source of this 2169-nucleotide messenger RNA. RefSeq lists its product as uncharacterized. Gene Ontology annotation, molecular function: syntaxin binding. Gene Ontology annotation, cellular component: secretory granule; plasma membrane. The coding region runs from base 1 to 2169 and encodes 722 amino acids. Gene Ontology annotation, biological process: intracellular protein transport; vesicle-mediated transport. The record is from RefSeq and is a predicted model, not a curated record. Lineage: Eukaryota; Fungi; Mucoromycota; Mucoromycetes; Mucorales; Lichtheimiaceae. The transcript has 14 exons.